Molecule: messenger RNA, 1392 nt
Organism: Closterium sp. Naga37s-1
Lineage: Eukaryota; Viridiplantae; Streptophyta; Zygnematophyceae; Desmidiales; Closteriaceae
Source: the annotation of a GenBank genome assembly
AUGGGAGGUGUUAGGAAUGGAAGGUGCAGCGUGGGCUCAAUGGGAGGUGUGGCGUGGGCAGAAUGGAAGGUGCAGCGUGGGCGGAAUGGGGGGUGCUACGUGGGCGGACUAAAAGGUGCGACGUUGGCUCAAUGGGAGGUGCCGUGUGGGCAGAAUGGAAGGUGCGGCGUGGGCAGAAUGGGUGGUGCUGAGUGGGCGGCGUGGGCAGAAUGGAUGGUGCUGCGAGGGCGGCGUGGGCAGAAUGGGUGGUGCUGCGUGGGCGGCCUGGGCGGAAAGGGUGUUAGCAAUGGCCUCUCCCAUCCACUACCCUUCACUUGCCCUCUCCCCUCCACUAUCCCUCCCUUGCCCUCUCUCCCCCGCUUCUCUUCCCUCGCCCUCUCCCAUUAUUACCCUUCACUUGCCCUCUCCCCUCCACUUUCCCUCCCUUGCCCUCUCCCCUCCACUUUCCCUCCCUUGCCCUCUCCUCCACGCUACUCUUCCCUCACCCUCUCCCUUUUAUUACCCCAUGCUCCUAAACUUCCCCUUCAGCUUCUGCCUUCUGCUUACCAUUCAUCCCCUUUCUCCCCAUCCCCAUUCACAAUCACAUCUGUGUCCCCUCCCUUCUCUUUCUCCCAUUCUUCCAUCAGCCCCGCUCCUAGCCUCCUCAACCCCCUCAAAACCACCCACCCCUCAGCUUCUGCCUUCUGCCUUGCACUCAUCUCGUUUCUCCACAUCCGCCUUUCCAAUCGCUUUUUUGUCCCCUCCCUUCUCUCUCUCCCUUGUCCCUUCAGCCCUGCUCCUCGCGCUUCCCCUCGUGUGCUGCCUUCUUCCUACCACCCCCCUCCCCUCAUCCUCACCCUCUCCAUUCAUAUCCAUCCCCGCUUUCCUCCUUCCUUCCCCUCCCUCUGCCUCACUCCCCCCCAUAAACCCCACCUCAUCCUCUUCCCCCGUCUCCCCCUUCUCCACUCCUUCCUCCCCCUUAAACCCCAACAAGUCAUCUUCUGCCCCAUUCCGCCAAUUCUCAUACUCAUCCGGGAAAUUCGUCAACGCUCGGGGCCUACCAAGUUUCACCGCCGCCCGAUCGUGCGCUCGGGCAGCGAUUCUGGACAGGUGAGCGUUCCAAGCCACACACGGGAGUUCUUCUUGGGAAAUCGGAUCUCCGCCACCCACUUCCUGCAGUGCCGCUGCCGCACCCCCCGGUACCUGUUCUUGUAUUUUCUUGCUCAUCUGCCGGCCGCCAUAGUGGACAGAAAAGGCGGAACUGUGAUGGCACUUGUGGCUGGAUUAGACGACGCAUCAAGAGGUGCACCUCUGCUUCUCGCUUCACCACCAUCAGGGGGGAUCCGCACUGCUGCAGCAGCAUCUCUGGCUGCUAUUGUAGGCGUUUCUCUAUCUGCUUUACUUUCACAAUAG